UGAAAAAAAUCAAAAUAAAACAAUUGCACGUGUGGAGCAAAUUUUAUAAACAAACUAUAGUUUUUAUAAAAUAAUCGCAAUGAGUGAGAGCGAACAUGAAGAAAACGAGAAAAUCUCCACUGAGCCAGUGGAUAAUGCUUGGUCGUUAAAGAUUCCGGAAUUUAAGCCAGAAGAUAACCCAAAUGGCAUGGUUGAGGAAAGUUCAUUUGCGACACUUUUUCCAAAGUACAGAGAAAAAUAUCUAAAUGAAAUAUGGCCACUUGUAAGAGAAUGCCUCUCAGAACAUCAUCUGAAAGCUGAAUUGGAUCUUGUAGAAGGUAGUAUGGUGGUUAAAACAACACGCAAAACUUGGGAUCCUUAUAUUGUUAUUAAGGCUCGGGAUAUGAUAAAACUGAUGGCUCGCAGUGUACCAUUUGAGCAAGCUCGGCGAGUUCUACAGGAUGAAAUUGGCUGUGACAUCAUCAAAAUCGGUAGUUUGGUACAUAAAAAGGAUAAAUUUGUUAAACGCCGACAACGUUUAAUUGGUCCAAACGGAGCAACUUUGAAAUCCAUUGAAUUACUUACUGAUUGUUAUGUUUUGGUACAAGGUAACACAGUAGCAGCACUUGGUCCGUACAAAGGAUUGCAACAAGUUCGCGAUAUUGUGAUCGACACUAUGAAUAACGUACAUCCUAUUUAUAACAUCAAGGCACUGAUGAUAAAGCGUGAACUUAUGAAUGAUCCAAAAUUAGCAAAUGAAGAUUGGUCACGCUUUCUACCAAAGUUCAAAAACAAGAAUAUUAGCAAACGUAAGCAGCCUAAAAACAAAAAGCCGAAGAAAGAGUAUACACCAUUCCCACCAGCACAAGCUGAAAGCAAAGUCGAUAAGCAACUUGCAUCUGGUGAAUAUUUCCUUAGUAAAGAACAGAAACAAGCACGCAAACAACAAGAGCGCAAUACGAAACAAUCCGAAGCUGCCAAGAAACAGGAAGAGCGCCGCAAUCAAGAUUUCGUCCCACCGACUGAAGAUGGACCGUCUACUAGCCGCAAGAGACCUGCGGAAGAUAGUAAAAAAUUGGAUGUCAAAGCGAUAAAAGCGAAAGUGGCUAAAGCAAAUAAAAAGUUGAGAUCUUUAUAAUAUCUGUAAAUAAUAAAACACUGUUAUUUUUAAA
Molecule: messenger RNA, 1151 nt
Organism: Ceratitis capitata (Mediterranean fruit fly)
Lineage: Eukaryota; Metazoa; Arthropoda; Insecta; Diptera; Tephritidae
Gene: dbe
Product: KRR1 small subunit processome component homolog
Exons: 1
Coding region: 80-1117 (345 amino acids)
Cellular component (GO): nucleolus; small-subunit processome
Molecular function (GO): RNA binding
Source: RefSeq, a predicted model, not a curated record